GAGACUAUCUCCAUAUGUUCCAUUGUCAGUGUCACAGACUACAUACUAGUCAGUGUCAAACAAUCCCAAAUUUCAACAUCUGUGAGUUGUGUAGAUUUAUUUUUGAUUUUUAUUAAAAUUUGCUCUGAAGCUUAUGUAUAAAACAUGUUAAAAUGGCAGUGAUUGAUGAUGAUAGUCUUUGGAUUAACGAGCUGGAAAAUGCCCUUUUGGAGGGUUGUUCUGUUUCUGAUAUUUAUUGCAUUUGCAAAGGAAAACCGUUACCAGAAAACCUGAGGUCUGAUGUAUGGCAGAUUUGUUUGGAUGUAAGAGAUAAAGGAAAUCAGCUUGAUCAUUUCGAUGAAGUGUACGAUCUCCCUAACCAAAAUAUUUUGCGCGAAGAUUGUAAAAACUUUGUGUCGAACCUUGGAAAUGAUGAAGAAGACAAAAUUCAAGUUAUUUCGGACUUGGAGUCCAUUAUAACGUUCUACUGCAAAAGUCGCAAUAUGAGCUAUUCGCGACAUAAUGGAUGGAUAGAAAUACUUCUACCGAUUCUCACACUAAAAGUCCCAAAAUCCACUACCUACAAUUUAUUUGAAGCCAUACGCGAUACCUUCAUACCUCAGAGUUGCGAGAAAAAUGGAAACGCUUUUCACAUUUUGCGUCUGCUACUUUUAUACCACGAUCCAGAACUAUGCUCGUUUCUUGAUACCAAACGCAUUACUCCAGAGCAUUAUUGCUUAGCCUGGUUCCAGUCCUUAUUUGCCGCUACAUGCAGUUUGCAAGUGGUGAUAAAUAUGUGGGACUACUAUUUUCAACAGUCCGAUCCAUUUUUUGUGUUUUUUCUAUCGCUUAUUAUGGUGGUAAAUGCCAGAGACCAAAUCAUUUCGAUGAAAAGCGAUGAUCGCGAUAGUAUUAUUGCUAGUCUUUCGAAUAUGCCUUGUGGGCUUGAAGCCGAAGAUGUUGCGGACUUUUGCUCUUUGGCACAGUAUUAUGCUUUGAAAACACCGAUGUCAUUUCGGAAUGAUCUUUUGCAAACAAUUUAUAAUGAUCGCAACGAAGCUGUGGCCUCGGUUUCUCAGGCUCUAUGUUUACCAGUGUCUGUUCAUGAGCUCGUCGAAAAUAUUGCGAAGGAUUCAACCAGUGUCGACGCUGUGAGAUUUUUUUUGGUUGAUUGUCGACCUAUCGAACACUUCAAUGCUGGCCAUUUACCCACGGCAUUUCAUUUAGAUUGCACUCUAAUGUUGCAAGAGCCCAGUGCAUUUGCAACGGCGGUUCAAGGAUUGUUAAGCGCCCAGAAGCAAGCUAUUGCUCAUAAUUCUACUGCAGGUGGUGAACAUUUGUGCUUCCUUGGAUCUGGUCGUAAUGAAGAAGACCAAUAUACGCAUAUGAUUGUAGCUUCAUUUCUCCAAAAACACACUCAGUAUGUUUCUUUACUGGCUGGAGGAUAUGUGGCUCUUCACGAAUAUUUCGCGCAGAAUUUAAGUUAUUUGCAAGACCAUAAUCCACGUUAUUGUAUCGUUUGUGCGCCACAUUACGUGUCCAACAAUGCUAGUCAAUCCAACGUAAAAAGUGGGCAGUCAUACUUAAUUAGCAAAUUAUCUGCUGCGAUGCGUUUGAAAUCUGCCGAGGUCACAGGAAAAUUGAUUGAAUACAUUGUGAACCCAACGAAUAGCCCAGUACCAGAAAGGCACGUAUCUAGCAGUGAUAGAAUAGGAAGGAGAUAUAGAGACGUUGCGCCAGUAUUUAGUAUAGAUGAUGAUCACGAUAAUGUUGCAAGUUUUGAGACUCAAUCUUUAGAAGAUAUAGACAGUCAUGAAAUAGUGAACAUCCAGUCAUGUCUUAAAAAACCUGAUGUAAUUCAGCACUUUCCCUGCCAGGAAGUGCGUAUGAACGGAUCAAUGUUUAAAAGCCACCUCAUCAUCACAGAUACGGAGCUGAUCGUUUUACGAGAAGUACCAGAACCGAGAGGCUCUGCUGAACUGAUAGUUAAACGUCCCUUGUCGGCCAUUGUAAAAAUAACCGCAAGGAAACGACAUCCUGAAUUGAUUACUUUUAAAUAUGGUGUACCUGACGGGGAAAAUUUAAAGAUUUCCGAUAUGGACAGAUUUUUAAUUCCCAACGCUGAUACAGCAACAAAAGUGGUGUCCGAUCAGAUUUUAAAACAAUUAAAAGCAAAAGAAUAGUAUUUAUUUGUAAGUACUUAAAAUAUUUAUUGUAUUUUUAUCCCAUACUUACUUUCUUUGAUAUGAUGCAUGAAUUAACAAUACCUAUGCAAGGAGAUUCAAAUUACGAAACUGAUAUAAGUUUAGCAUAAUUUAUAGGUACAUAGAUUUUAAUCAUUGUACUAACAUCUAAGUAGUUAAAGUAUUUUGUUGCAUUGUAUCUUUCUACGUAUGUAAUAUAAGUUUGUUGUCAGUUA
Molecule: messenger RNA, 2398 nt
Organism: Dendroctonus ponderosae (mountain pine beetle)
Lineage: Eukaryota; Metazoa; Arthropoda; Insecta; Coleoptera; Curculionidae
Gene: TBC1D23
Product: TBC1 domain family member 23
Exons: 8
Coding region: 153-2162 (669 amino acids)
Biological process (GO): retrograde transport, endosome to Golgi
Cellular component (GO): trans-Golgi network
Source: RefSeq, a predicted model, not a curated record